Molecule: messenger RNA, 897 nt
Organism: Psilocybe cubensis
Lineage: Eukaryota; Fungi; Basidiomycota; Agaricomycetes; Agaricales; Agrocybaceae
Exons: 7
Coding region: 1-897 (298 amino acids)
Biological process (GO): mitochondrial L-ornithine transmembrane transport
Molecular function (GO): L-ornithine transmembrane transporter activity
Source: RefSeq, a predicted model, not a curated record
AUGUCGAAGACCGUAAAGGAUUUGACCGCUGGGACCGCUGGUGGAAUUGCCCAGGUGCUCGUGGGCCAGCCAUUUGACAUUGUCAAAGUGCGUAUGCAAACUGCGCCCAAAGGGACAUACAAUGGAAUGGUGCACUGUGCCGGCGGAAUAUUGAAAAACGAAGGUCCCUUGGCAUUCUACAAGGGCACCUUGACACCGCUUCUGGGCAUUGGUGUUUGCGUGUCCAUCCAAUUUGGCGCUCUAGAAUACGCCAAAAGAAUAUUUGCUUCCCAGAAUGUCGCCCUUGGGAGAGGAGGAGAAGGAGGAAAGGUACUGACUGGACAACAAUUAUUUGCAGCUGGUGUUUUUGCUGGUCUCUCAAAUGGUGUCGUUUCAGGGCCCGUAGAACACAUCCGUAUUCGAUUACAGACUCAGUCAAAUACCAACCCUCUGUAUAAUGGUCCUUGGGAUGCUAUCAAGAAAAUUUACGGGCAAAGUGGUAUUGCUGGCAUUUACAAGGGACAAGCUGUUACCCUGUUGCGUGAAGCUUCCGGUUAUGGUGUCUAUUUCUUGACAUACGAGAAGCUAGUCCAACGAGAGAUGGCCAAGAAGAACAUCAGACGAGAUGAAAUUCCCCUCAUCAAUGCAGUUGGAUAUGGUGCUGCUGCUGGAUACGCUCUAUGGGCCAUCAUUUACCCCAUCGAUAUGAUCAAGUCUCGAAUGCAAACGGAUGGAUUCUCGCCAGCCACUGGCCAGAAAUAUAAAUCUACACUGGAUUGUGUGCGCACUGUCUGGCGAACUGAAGGGCCUGGUGCUUUCAUUCGAGGAAUAGUCCCGACACUGAUCCGUUCGCCUUUCGCAAAUGGUGCCACCUUCGUAGGGUUCGAAAUGGCCAUGCGUGUACUGGAUAAACUAUGA